This is a messenger RNA of Cydia splendana, 1959 nucleotides long. Its product is annotated as 2-acylglycerol O-acyltransferase 2-A-like. Bases 163 to 1248 code for a protein of 361 amino acids. Lineage: Eukaryota; Metazoa; Arthropoda; Insecta; Lepidoptera; Tortricidae. The transcript has 6 exons. Gene Ontology annotation, molecular function: diacylglycerol O-acyltransferase activity. The record is from RefSeq and is a predicted model, not a curated record. Gene Ontology annotation, biological process: triglyceride biosynthetic process. Gene Ontology annotation, cellular component: endoplasmic reticulum membrane.
ACAAACUCCUAAGUAAAUCAAACAAUGUAAUUUUCAUCAAAAAUUAUAAAAUAUUCUCAAAAUGUAACAAGGAAAUACCAAAUUUAAAUGCAGUUUUAAUCACUAGAUUGGCAUUUUGUAAUUUUUAUUUGAGUGCAUAAACUAUCCUUCUUACCACUCCCGAUGUUGGGUAAAAAUUACAAAAUGUCAAGAACUCCAAGAAGCAAGUCAUAUCCAGGGAGCCUAUCAGACGCCCUAGGCGUACAAUGGGCGCCACGAGACCUGCCCAUGGCGCGGCGCCUCCAGACCCUCGGCGCCAUCGGAUGGAUCAGCCUGGUGCUAUUCGGGGAAGCCUUCGCCAUCUACCUGUUCUUCAAGCUGCUGUACUCGCAGUACUGGUGGCUCGCCAUCAUUUACUCCGUGUGGAUGCUGAGGGACAUUGACACGCCGGCUAGAGGGGGACGCACGUUUGAGUGGGUAAGAAACUGGGCCUGGUGGCGUUACUACCGCGACUAUUUUCCCCUCAAGCUCGUCAAAACGGCGAACCUGGAUCCUUCCAGAAACUAUCUCCUCGCAUGUUUCCCACACGGCGUUGUCUGCACCGGGGCCUUCGGGGCUUUCGCUACAAACGCCAUGGACUUCUACAAGAUAUUCCCUGGAAUGAGCUGCAAUAUGAUCACUUUGGGCGGCCAUUUUCUAGUACCGUUCUUCAGAGAUUUGAUUCUUGGGCUGGGCGCUUGCACAUCGUCAAGAGAAAGUUUGUUGUAUCUGCUGGACAAGAAGAAGCAUAAAGGCAACUGUGUGGCAUUGAUCGUUGGAGGGGCUGCUGAGGCGUUGGACUCCCACCCUGGGGAGUACAGUGUCAUCUUGAGCAGGAGGAAAGGAUUUAUCCGUAUCGCGAUGGCAUCAGGAGCGCCCCUCGUGCCAGUAUUCUCAUUCGGCGAGCCCGACGUUUUCCGGCCAUUGAACAACCCUCAGGACAGCUGGCUGAGAUGGUUCCAGGAAGCGGUACGGCGGUGGACCGGCAUCUCGCCCAUGUUCCCCGUGGGUCGCGGCGUGUUCCAAUAUAACUUCGGGGUGGUGCCGCUCCGUGCGCCCGUUACCACUGUCGUCGGCACCCCCAUGGAGGUUCAAAAGAACCUGGAACCAACCGACGCUGAAGUGGACGCAGUCCACGCGGAGUUCACACAGAGGCUUGUGGAUCUCUUCGAAGCGGAGAAGCACAAGUACUUGAAGAACGCGGAGAAUACACAUCUGGUUAUUACGUAACAGGACUAUUCUAUAAUCCAUCCUUAGAUUAUGCCCGCUGUACUGUACACAUUCGUCGAGAGACAGGCGGAGGAUGAGUAUGGUAUACUUCUCGCUUCUCGUCUCGUCUCGACCUUCUCCGAUUGGGUGAAGUUUAUGAAGAGACUCUCGGCGAGAGGUUCUCGACGAGCGUGUACAGCCGAAUAAGAAGGCAUACGUUAUAGGUACCUACUUGCAAGGUAUAGUUUUUAGGUUUCGCCAAUAUUUUGAAAUUGGGUCGAUCAACUAUUUCGUUUUAAUUUAAAACCCGAUAAGAGAUAAUUCAUCCAAUUAAAUUUCGUAUAAUAAUUUGUCCUGUGGCAUCUAAGGUCAAUAAUAGGUACGUACAAAACCCUUUUCUAACGUGUUGGGUACAGAAAUCAAAUCACAUAGCGUAAGGAAUAGCUCAAUGGUAUUAGAUACUUUAUUCCAUAUGAAUAGACUGAUAAUUUAAAUUAAUAAUAAGUUCUUUAAAAUGGAUUAUAACAAUAGAAUUGUCUGGAAUAUUUUUCGCCCAUUGAUUUCUACUAUUGAAAUUAUCCAGAUUUUGGAUAAUUAAAUUGUUUCAAAUAUUGAUAAUAUAUUUUUGGGCAUAUCUAUUUUAGACUAGCUAUGACAUCAUGCAAUAUAAAAUAUAAUUAUGUUACAAGUGAAAUGUAAGGUACAAAUAUAUUUUCGUAUGCUGUUACAAAA